UCAGUCCACAUGCCACCGGCAUUCAAUCGAGACAUACAACAAUUCAACUCGAUCGUCAGACUCCGUCCAUUGUUCUUCGCGCGUGACCUUGCACUUCUUUCCAGAAACCAAGCAUGCACAAACCAUGAAUAGGUUAAAACUGCUUCUGUCGACGCUCUUUCUGUUGGUUAUUCUACAGAACCCCAUCGAAACCGAAGCACAGCGGCCACUGAUCGUUCAACCGGCGCACACACUUCCGAGCAACCAGAAGCCCCACGACGGCCAAAAUGUCCCGCCCAAGAAGUCUACCCCCAAGCCUACCAGCAAACCAACUCCCAAACCGCAUCAGGCCGACGUGAUCAAAGACCUCCGCGAUCGUCUACUGACCGAAAAAGACACCCCGGAGGACAUGGUCCAGCACGUCCGGGAUAGCUCGUUCCGGAACGCCUUCCACGAGGCAAUCGAUCAGAAGAUUGUCGGUCAAAGCUUCAUUCGCACGCUGGCUGCCGUCAGCCAACCACUGGUCAAUGAUUACGGCCGAGACACGUUGUUGAUCGACUCGAUUCGGGAGGAUUUGAACUUCACGUUCGGCCCCAACGUGACCUGGUGGGAAACGCUGGAGCUGAAGAAGAACGAACAGCACGUCAUCGUCGGGCUGAGCAACACCAGUAUUUUGAUCCUGUUCGAACACUUUGGGGAGUACAAGCUGCAGCAGGAGUUCCCACUGGAAACGCAACCCACGGCAUUUGAGAUUAUCACGGUGUGGGACUCGGUGGCGGAAAUUCCCGUCAGCUGUUUGAUCGUUUCGACAGAGUUGCAGCUGAUUUGGUACACUAUGCGACCGGAUACGAAUUUUGUCCUGACGGAGGAGUGGCGAUGGCCGCUCUACAAGAUGACGACGUUAAUUCGGGCAUUCAAAUACCGGGACAUCCAUAUGAUCUUGCUGAUUGGGAUUCAUCCCAAUAAGCACAAGUCCGUUUCGGCUACGCUGUACGAGUUCAACUUUGAACGGCAGCAGUUUUGGUUGCUGCAACGACUUGAUCUCGCGUACCCUUGCUAUACCGUUGGGCUGGUUAGGGUCGGUAAAGAAUUUCUAGUAGCGUUUCCUCAGAACGAUACGGCCAUGAUCUACACGCUGGAAGCCGGCGAAAAGUACCGAGGAAGAUUCAACUCGAUAGCAAACUACACAUCGGAGAUGGUCAACACUGUGGGGGCCUUCCAAGUUGGACGGUACGCCUACAUAGCGAUCGGUGGAAGAUCACCGCGGAUCGUCCAGUAUGCCAACGGUGUCUUCACCUCCCAACGGAUCCCAACGGAAACGUUGGAAACGGUUGAAGCCUACUUUGAAAUACCCGCUCCAACCUACCGGGACGAUCUGAUCCUACUGGUUCAGCACAAACUGCUCUUCUCAACUCACGAUCUUCAGCGAUUGGACGUUUUCGUGUGGAACGGUGCAUCAUUCGACAUCCGAAGCGAUAUCCCCUGUUACGUGGACGACGAGUUGAUGGAUAAUGAAGUAUCGUGCAUGUUGGACCUGUACCAGCCGAACGGUAUCGCCGGUUCAGCGAUCAUUCGACGCGGCAAGAAGGUAUCGAUGAUCGUUCCUCGCUUUCACGAACAUUCCACACUGUUUCACCUGCACAUCGAGAUGCUUUCCGCAGAACAUCCCAUUAGGCAGAAAACUCAGGAGAUGCGGGACACAAUCGAGGCCUUUACCAAGAUCAUCCAGUAUCAGGACGAAGUGAUCAACGAAGCUUUUGCGGCGGUCACCGAAACGGAUGCCUAUGACGUGCCACUGAUGGUGCUGCAAAACUGCUCCUUGGGUACCGUCCAAGCGGACUUGGUCGUACAGGAUUCGGAAUUUAAAUGGGUGGAUGGAAAGAUCAGGGUUGGGAAUAGAACGUGGACACACCGAGAUACGAGGAUCGACGUUCCGGCGAUUGCUCGGGAGAUUGAAUUGGAACAGAUGCGGUUGAAUGAAUUGGAACAGCAGUUGUCGUUCACGGUACGAAGAGACAACGAUAGCUUCUCGUUGGAUUUGGAACAACCGCUGUACGUUCAAGGCUGGCUCGAUGUGGGAGGAUCGCUGGUCACGGAUGACCUGUACGUGAGGCGAUUGGAGGAAGAUCCACCAACACUGCGAGUCCUGCGGCAAACGGAUAGCGCGAAGGAGCUGCGGGUGAAAGAUCUCAAGGUUCGUCAUCUGAACUUCGAAACGGUCAAUGGAAUUCCGGCGGGAGAUUUGGUGUUCAACACGGGUGAGAAGAUCGAACUGGCAAACAAACUGAUCGUGGAUAAUACGGUCGUAGCGCAGAAUGUGAUCCUUCCGAAGGGAGGAACGGUGAACGGGGUGGAUCUGAGCGAAUUGACGGUGUAUUUCAACUGUAAAAAUCGGCGGUGGUCUAAUCUGAAGUUCGAUUCGGUGGAAGUGGCGGAAGAUGUUCUGGCGCAGGAGACGAUUAAUGGGAUGAAGCUCGAUCUGGAGGACCUGGAUGCUCGCCUCCGGCAAGCAAGCGAUGACAAGCCGGACGUUUUGGUGGCGGAGAAACUGCAGCUGGAUGGAAGUUUGUACUUUCACAGUAUUAACGGAGUUCCGUGGAGUGACAUCAUUCAUCGGAUCGUGCUUAAGAAUAGGCCGAAUCGAUUGGCAGAUUUGAAGGUGAACGGAAGUUUGAUACUGGAGAACGAUAAUAUUACGGUGUAUCAUUUGAAUGGGUUGGCCUUCCCGAUGGAUUAUCUGCUGUCCAGCAGUCCGAUGGAGUCGAUCGUGACCGGGUACAAGCGGUUCGUGAAUGCUACAAACAUCGACGCCCUGGACAUCGAGCGGACCAUCAACGGCGUGGACCUCCGGGACAUCGUCACCCUGGACGACGACCAGCACAUCCCUGGCACCGUAACCAUCGGUGAGCUGCACGUAACCGAACGCCUCGAAGUGAAGGGAGCCAUCCGUGGUAAGCACCUGGACGAGUUUCUCGAUAACCCAACCCUGCUUCAGACGCCCCUCGUGAAAGCCGCUUGCCACUUCAAACAGCUCGUCGUAGAAGGACCGGUGAUCGUCCGGGGCCAGCUGAACGGUAUGGACGUGGACGCGACCCUUUCAGAUGUGGUCUAUGACACGGAACACACCGUAACGAUCGAGGCAUCCAAGCGGAUCGCUUCGGCCGAAUUCCGCGACAAGGUCACCAUCGGGACGAACAUGAUCAACGAAUUCACAUUGGAUCAAUUUGUGACACGAAGCACCGAACAGGAGUUGGAUGUUCGGGAGAUCAACGGCAACGUGUUCAUUCAUGACUUGAAGCUGGAUGGACAGUUCGAUGGGUUGAACGCAACGGCUUUGGACGUCAACUCGGUUAAGCUGUUCGGUGAUCAGUACACGGAGACAUCGCUGAUUUUCAAAAACCGCGAGAAUGCUCUCUAUCCGGACGUGGAAGCUAAAGAGUUGAAGAUCAUGAAGACAUUGAACUCAAAGACGAGGUCUGAAUAUUUGGACAUGGAACAGGAGGAGAUGGUAUUCUCCGGAAAGAUCACUCUGAACCAUUUGUUCGUGGACCACUUGCAGUUGAUGGGCUCGAGCCUGGAUGGCCCAUCGAAGAUGAUCAACCUGGUGCAUUUGCCAACAUUCGACAAACUACGGUUCAGCUUAACCAGAUCGCAACAGAUUACGGCUCCAUUCUACAUCGACAAACUGGUCGUGGGUAGUCAGAUUUCAACGGCCUACGUCAAUGGGCGCGACUUCCGAAGCUUGAAAGAGAGUAUCGAUCGGGUGGAUAACUUCAAGAGCCAUCUACUGCAGGGAAACAUUCCAAUCGAGAAUCUCUACGUCGGAGGCGAUCUGCAGGUCAACAUGCUGAACGAAGUAAACUUCGACGCACUACUCAAGCAGGUCAUCUGGUUGAACCGACCGAAUCGUAUCUCGGGAACUAUCCGUUUCCUAGAUCCUCUGGUGAUCGAGGGAAAUUUGACGGCCCGUGGUCUGGUGAAUAAUGCGCACUUUGGAGAAUUCCUGGCAGAUGUGGCUCUAAAGUCCUCAGGUGUUCCGGAGUUUUAUGGAAACAAUGUGUUCAUAAAUGGUUUGGUAGUAGAAGGGAACAUCGAUACGGAGAGUAUCAACAACAUCCACGUGAAUGAGCUUGCGUUGAGGAAUGAAACGAUCUACUUGCAAGGGGAAGUGGAAAUUCUUGGAGAUCUUUUCGUAGAUCAUCUGCAAAUUGAUGACCAGUUGAACAAAGAACCAAUUCAAAACACGCUGAACACUUACAGCUACGACGAAGCCAGGGACGUCCACAUGGUGAAAGGUGAUCUGUACCUGUACAAUGCCAAGAUUGACACGUUGCACAUCGCAGGAUCACUGAAUCAAAUCCCGAACGUAGACGCCCAUCUGGCGUCAUUGAUCAGAAAGAACCAGGACUAUAACUUCACCAAACCGUUACUGUUCAAGAACGAAGUCUUCUUCGAUCACGGCUUUAAUGUCAAGUUUUUGAACAAGAUGGACAUCUCAACUAUCCACGAGGACAUAGUGCGGAUUAACGGGGUGACCCCGGUAGAGAUUGCAGCAGAAGUGGUGGUGUUCGCCGAACCGAUCUACGCGGAGCACUUGACGAUCAAAGGGGAUAUGGUUGCACCAAAUCUAGUUGGAUGCAAUCCGGACGUGUGGAUGAACACAGGAGUCAUGAUCAACAGAGACGCGGAAUUCUACGCUAAAACCUUCUUCGCACCGGGAGCCUUCAAAACGGAUCAUCUUCGUGUGGAUUAUCUGAACGGUCAACCGAUAAACAACCUGAUCACGUUGAACACCGAUCAGACGAUCGAGACUACGCUGUUCAUCCACGAAAUGACCAUCACUCAACCGAUAGAGGUUGGCGGAUACGUCAGUGGAGUCAGCCUACCGUACGAGCGACAGAAUACGCUCAUGACCUACGGCAACCAGCGUGUCCGUCUGCCAACAGUCUUCCACUCGCUCAAGGUGCUGAAUUCUCUCACCCUUCCAUCGGUCCUGAACGGCAAGCCCUUUGGGCCACCCGUUGCCAUCGGACCGGAGAUGGUGAUCGAGUCACCCAUUUCGUUCCGACAUUUGAUCGUCAACUCAGUGGAAACGGAAGAUAUGAUCUCCGGUGUGGAUUUUAACCAAUGGUACGACAACAGUCUGUGGAGUAAGGGACGCGAUCAUCAGGAAAUUCACGCGACGGUCACAGCUCAAAAUGUCCGAUUCGAUGGGGACGUAGAAGGUAACGGUAAGAUCAACGGAGUUGACAUAAUGGACGUGGUCAAACGGAUGAAGGCUGCCAAGAAGAACGUGGAAGAUCAGCUACACGACUACCGAACGGAACUGCGAUCGUUCUGCUCCAACACCAAAAGCUUGGUGGACAAGACGCAGAGUCGGAUGUACUUCUUCAGGUACUUUGUACAGCGGCAGGUCAUCAACGAACACCUGCCGAUCGUAUCGUUCUUCUUCUUCGAUCAUCUGGGCUACCACUUCUUGGGAGUGAACAUGGGCUGUGAAAGUCACUUCUAUCAAUGGGAUCCGACGGGAAAGGCUUUUGUACCAAUCUUCAAAUUCUACACUGGGCUUGUCCAAGAAUGGAAGCAUGUGGUCAACGGGGAUGAAGCGGUCUAUUUGGUGACGCGAUCGCCUAGUGAACUCACGGAAUGCCAAGUCCUGGGUCUUAGCGUGUGGUUAUUCACCGGAGUACAGCUACAGCUGAUGUGGAAUAUGCCCGAUGCGGACUUGGUGCAAUCCGUAGCAGUAGACCCAGCGAAACCGACAAGUUUCUACGUGUUGAAGCCGGGCGUGGUGAUCGAGUAUGGAGUUGACGGCAGUACGCAGGAACAGUGGAAACUCCCGAAGACCGUUUCGGAGUAUGGUUUCGUGCCUAGUAAAGUUGGGUUGGGGUUGGCAUUGAGCGAUAGUAAAUUGUUGGUGUUGUUGUCUAACGUGGAAAACGUUAAACGGGUUGCUUCGAAUGGAUCCCUUGAAAUGGCACUGUUUUCGUCUCAGUCGCUGCACGAUCGCUUGGGAAAGACGUACCUUGAUAAGCUGCCAAAUUCGUCACGCAGUUUAUUGGAAAUCAGCGAAAUUAUUCAUCCGGAAAACCUAUCUCCUGUGGAAGGAGAUGACCAUUUCGGCAACGAUACGGUUAUUCACGUCGUAGAACCUGCCUCAGUUGACACGCCGAAUCCUCCGGUUAGCGAAGACGAAGCUAUCGCAGAGACUACAGUUGCCAGAGAUGUUCCGCAUGGCGGAAUCUUGACGGCAGACAAUCCGCACUUCCCUGAGAGAUCCAAGGGGGACGUGGUGGCGUUCCUAGCAGGCCCGCACAACAAGAAGCGUCAUCUGGUGGCUGUUUCCACCGUUGUUCAUACCGUCGUCCAGGGAGAUCAGGACGCGAUCAAGAUCUACUCCGAUAUCCAAAUGGGAAAGCUGUACCAAGUCCUACAGUGUCACCGUCCUUCGCACCUGACGGCCUUGGAACUCCGCGACGAGACGAUCCUCGCUUUCCUGGAGUUGCGGCAAACGGUCCAGAUCUACAUCUACCGCGGUAUGCAGGGAUUCGUUCGGCUCAGCAAUUUUAAACUUUCGUCCCCGGCGGUGCAGCUGGCGGGAGUUUCCCUACCGCAACCGUCGAUGAUCCGCUGUAAGCUGCACUACCUGGCGAUCGCUACCGAACAGCACGAAUUGAUCCUGCUCCGGGCCAAGACGCAGGGCCACUGCGGGCUGAUGGUCCACGUGGAGUGCGACGAUGUGGAAUGAUUCGUUUGUUUUGUAUAUGUGAUGUUGUGCAAUGUAGGUUGCAGUGAAUUGUUAUUGUUCAUGGUUUAUAAAAGUUUUAUAUAG
Molecule: messenger RNA, 6811 nt
Organism: Ochlerotatus camptorhynchus
Lineage: Eukaryota; Metazoa; Arthropoda; Insecta; Diptera; Culicidae
Gene: fs(1)N
Product: female sterile (1) Nasrat
Exons: 6
Coding region: 125-6727 (2200 amino acids)
Cellular component (GO): cell surface
Molecular function (GO): heparin binding
Source: RefSeq, a predicted model, not a curated record